This is a messenger RNA of Gaeumannomyces tritici R3-111a-1, 687 nucleotides long. RefSeq lists its product as hypothetical. The record is from RefSeq and is a predicted model, not a curated record. The transcript has 8 exons. NCBI's taxonomy places the organism in Eukaryota, Fungi, Ascomycota, Sordariomycetes, Magnaporthales, Magnaporthaceae. Bases 1 to 687 code for a protein of 228 amino acids.
AUGGAAAAACCUCCAAAUGCGAAAAAAAACAUUUUAAAAUUAUUUAUUAAAGCAUUAAAAUUUAAUUGCGUUAUAAUUGUUGCCGCCAAAAUUAUUAGCGCUAAAAGCGGCAUUUCCCGGCGCCAAUACGGACGCCGUACCUUUACGGGAAGCCGCGCGAUUUUUUUAAUAUUGCAACUUUUAAGCCAUUUCCUAAAACCAUUUAAAAAGUUUAACGCAAGCUUUAUUGCUAAUUACGUUUUUGCAAUAAAUAUAUUUAAAAAACCCCGUACAAUUAUCGAAGCAUAUCGGUAUACGGGGGUUAACGGUAUAAUUUUAAUAUAUUUAAUAACCAAAAUAAUAGCUACAAAAUACCGCACGCUCCGUAUAAUUGUUUUUAAAAAAAGGCAAAUAAAUAAAGUUUUAAUUAUCGCUUUAUUAAAAAUCGAUAACUUCCCGCAACGGGAGCGCGUUACGAAUAUUUAUAUAAAGCGAAAAAAAGGCAAUCUACCGGUUAAAUUUAAAUGUUUAAAAGGAACGGCCAAAUACCGAUUACUUACGGUUACAAUCGUUAAAGUUAUUAAAAUGGUUAUUAAAUGUAUAAAAAGGAAAAAAAAAGCCGGUUUUUCCAAGCGUUACCGGGCAUUGGGGCGGUUUAACGGGAUAUCCUUAAAUUGUACGAAAGCGUUUGGAGCGCGAAAGAUUUAA